AUGACUUCAUCCAACCGUUCCCCUUUCAAAAACCCUCAAGCCAGUACAUAUCAACUGCCGCCCUCCCAAGUUAUAAAUUCGUCGAAUAUCCGUAAAUUCCACCAAUCUCUCCCCUCAUAUUCCGUUUCGCCCCUCAUCCUUCUUCCUGACAUUGCCAAAGCUCUCGGAGUCAAAGCAGUCUUCAUUAAGGAUGAGAGUAGCAGGUUUGGGUUGCCUUCCUUCAAAAUCUUAGGCGCUUCCUGGGGAACUUUCUGCGCUUUGACCGAGCAUCUAAAAUUGUCCCCAGAAAAUACCAGUUUAGCCGAACUUGCGGAGGCGGCGAAAGCUAACAGUGUUAAACUAUUUGCGGCAACGGAUGGUAACCAUGGACGGGCAGUAGGGAGGAUGGCCAAACUUCUAGGAAUUGCGGCAACCAUCUACGUUCCUGGUUUAUUGGAUAGCUAUACCCAAAAUUUGAUUGCUACUGAAGGAUGUGAAGUUAUCCCUAUAAACGGUGACUAUGAUACCACUGUUCGCGCGGCAAGCGAGCAGGCGAUGCUACUUCCAAAUGGAAUUUUGAUUCAAGACACAUCUUUUGAAGGAUAUGAAAAGAUACCGGCGUGGAUCGUGGAAGGAUACUCCACGAUGUUGGACGAGAUCGAUUCCCAGCUCCACGAUAUGUCUCUAAAGCCUACACUUCUCGUCACGCCUGUCGGUGUUGGCUCGCUCGCACAAGCCGUUGUUGCCCAUUGCAAGUCUACUAAACCGCCAAUUUCCGUCGUCACCGUGGAGCCAGACACUGCAGCCUGUCUCCAUACCUCGUUAACGGCCGGGAAAAUCAUCCCGCUUCAAACAACCGGGACCAUCAUGAGCGGCCUCGAUUGCGGAACCGUGUCUUUUACCGCCUGGCCUAUGCUUCAAGCCGGAGUGGAUAUCAGUACAAUGGUAUCAGACCUCGAGGCCCAUCGCGCCGUGGAACUUCUCGCAGCUCAGGGCGUCAACUUGGGUCCAUGUGGUGCUGCUACGCUGGCCGCUAUUGAGAGCAUUUCUACUUCCAAUCCGAGCAUUCUCAGCUUAGAUUCCGUGGUGGUAUUACUAGGUACAGAAGGGACUCGACCAUAUAUAGUCCCUGUGUCACCGGUAUCCUGA
Ophidiomyces ophidiicola is the source of this 1128-nucleotide messenger RNA. RefSeq lists its product as uncharacterized. The record is from RefSeq and is a predicted model, not a curated record. Lineage: Eukaryota; Fungi; Ascomycota; Eurotiomycetes; Onygenales; Onygenaceae. The coding region runs from base 1 to 1128 and encodes 375 amino acids. The transcript has a single exon.